AUGAGGCUGGACCUAUCCUUUAAAACAGCGCCGCCGCCGCCGCCACCUUCUUCCCCUCCCGCUGCUGCUGCUUCGCCCCCUGCCCUUGCCGCCGCCGCCGUUCCUCUCCCGCCGGCGGGCGGCAGCGAUUUCCGCGACCCGGUCGUGCGCUCCAAGCUCAUCGUUUAUUUGGCGCUCCUGGGAUCCGAGAACCGCGAAGCGGCGGGACGUUUGCACCGCCUCCUGCCCCAGAUAGACGCCAUCCUGCAAUACUGCCGGCCCGUCGGCCCUCUGCGGGCCGGGCGGGAAGUCGAGGACGAGGCGGUGGCCCUGGCUGGGCCUCGGGCGGUGGAAGAGGGCCUGGGGCUGGUGGCUCAAGAGGAGCUCCUGCUACUCUUCACCAUGGCUUCCCUGCACCCCGCCUUCUCCUUCCACCAGAGGGUCACUCUCAGGGAACACUUGGACCGGCUGCGGAGGGCCCUCUGCCGGGACACCGAGGAGGCGGACGGGCUUGCUUGCCAUGGGAACCGGAACUUCCCCCAUCAUUGUAUGCCAAGAAAUGAGGGCAGUUUACUUGAACAAAGGGCAGCAUCUCAUGAUAAAUCUAUGAUAGCCUCCCACAAACCACAGCAAGAAGAAAGAAAUCCCACUCCUAGUUCAUUGGGCUUAGUAUCAGCUGUGCAUAUUCAGAAGAUAAUGUUGAAAGGAGCACCACGGAAAAGAUCUGAUAAACAUCUGGAGUAUACCUUCAAAGUAAUCUGGUCUGAUCAUUCUAUAUCUUGUGUGACUAAAACACACCAGGAACUACAGGAAUUUCUACUGAAACUUCCAAAGGAACUUUCUUCUGAAGCAUUUGACAAGACUAUUUUAGGAGCACUAAAUCAGGGCUUCCAGAAGCAAGAAGAAAGGCGACACCCAGACUUAGAGCCUAUGAUAAGGCAACUGUUUUCAACUACAUCUCAAGCUUUUCUGCAGAAUCAGAGAGUAAACAGCUUCUUUCAAUCUCUGUCAGUGGAAUCUUUCCAUGCUCACAAUAACUUCCAAACUUCUUUGAAAACAUCUAAGAUGCCGGAACACUUCAAGGAGGACAGUUCUGAAGCUUCAAGUCAAGAGGAAGAAAUGAUGCAGCACACAUUGAUUCAUAAGAAACACAAUGGGAAAUGUCCUGUGGCCAACUCUAUUAAUACAAAAUCAUCAUCCAUGGAUGGCUUUGAUGUAACCCAUUCUGAAUAUAAUGGUGUGGCAGACUGGAGAAGAAAAGGCUGUGCUCUUCAGCAGCAUCCAGAACAUUGUGCAUUACUUGAUCAGAAUACAGGAGAGAAGAGGAAUUUGCCUGCAGUGAGCAAGAAGAAAGGAAAACUGCAGUCAGAAAAAGAUAAAGUAAAGAGAACUGACACCAGGUUAACCACCAGAGCUAACUGUGUAAGAGUAGCUGAUGCUCACCAUCUCCACCCAGGAACAGCAAAAGAUUCAAAUUUAGACAUCACAGUUGGACAUGACACUUGUGGAGAAACCUCUUCAGAGAGUUACAGUUCUCCUUCUAGUCCACGGCAUGAUGGAAGGGAAAGCUUUGAAAGUGAAGAAGAAAAAGACAGAGACACAGACAGCAAUUCAGAAGAUUCUGGGAACCAAACUGUGCUGCGGUUUACUGGCUAUGGUGCUACAGACCUUAAUAAGUCCUCAGCACAGAUUUCAGUGAGAUCAGACAAUCAAAAUAUAGUAGACGAUCCUCUGAGUUCACAGUUUCAACCCAUUUCUUUUAUGCCUCCCCUGCACUGUGUGGUGCUCAAUGAUGGACAGAAACCUGAAACAGUAGUCCCGCCUCCCAUUUCUGCUGAUGGAAAAACUCUGGGAAUGAUGGUUGCCAAUUCAGCUCCUGUUGCAAUGGGCUCAACCGCUGAAUCUGAGAAGCAUGUUGAACUUUUGUCUUCCCCUUUGCCAACCACCUUUCUCCCGUCUACAGUCCAGCACUUAACAGUACAGAGAACGAAAAUAUCUUCACCUCAGACAUCACCUGAAAGCUGUUCAGUUACUGGGCCACAACCACAACAAACAGGAAACAUAAGCAUUGGAUCGCCAAACACUGCCUUUAUCCCAGUUCAUAACCCAGGUAACUUUCCUGGAUCCACAGUUCCCACUACAGAUCCAGUCUCAAAAUCUGCAUCCCAUGUGAUGGGCUUAAAUCAGAUGGUGCCUCCUCAUGUUGAGGGAAACACAGGAGUGAUCCCUCAGUCUCCCAGUCUAAAAGUAGUUCCUGCAGCUGGUCUUCCACCAGUUCCUUUUACUGUACCAAUAACUCCUCAUGCUACCAGCGUGUUGCCCAAUCAAAAUACAACUGUAUUGAAUACUGUGGCUUCACCACCACCACCUCCAUCAUCUGGUCUCUGUGUUAGUCAGGUCCAGCCUACUGUUCCUCCUGCAAUACCUACCCACACGCCAGGUCCUGCACCUAGUCCAAGUCCUGCUUUAACACACAGCACUGCACAGAGCGAUAGCACAUCAUACAUAAGUGCUGUUGGAAAUACUAAUGCUAAUGGGACUCUGCUGCCUCCACAGCAGUUAGGGUCUGGGCCUUGUGGGUCUUGUGGUCGCAGAUGCAGUUGUGGGACCAAUGGAAGUCUUCAGAUUAACAGUUAUUUUUACCAUAACGCACUUCACGGACAAGUCUACAGAGUUCCGCCUUUCUUUACUCUGCCAUCGCUUUGCAAUGGUAGCUACCUCAACCAAGCACAUCAAACCAAUGGAACACAGAUCCCUUUUUACUUGCCUCGGGCCCCAUAUGCAAAUGGGCUGAUGCAUGACCCAGUAAUGGGGAGCCAAACCAGCUAUGGUAUGCAGCAAAUGACAGGAUAUGGAAGGUUCUAUCCUGUGUAUCCAGCUCAAAAUGUAGUUGCCAAUACUAAUGGAUCAGGUCCCAAGAAGAAUGGGAAUGUAUCCUGUUAUAAUUGUGGUGUUAGUGGGCACUAUGCACAGGAUUGUAAGCAGUCAUCUAUGGAAGCCAGUCAACAAGGCACUUACAGAUUGAGAUAUGCACCUCCCCCACCCCCUUCUAAUGAUACGUUGGAUUCUGCUGACUGAAACCAAGUAAACAUUGCCUACAUACCAAAAUGAAGGUUGGGAAAUCUGGGGAAUUCUUUGGAUUUGAGAGAUUCCUUGUGUGUGCUUAUGUUCUGUUGCAUUUUUUUCAUUGCUCAUGAACACCUGUUUAAACACAAAAGAAGAAAGCUGUUUUCUCCUGGCCUGACUUGCAUAAAGUAUAAGGCUAUCUCAGUCAUUCAAUCAAAAGAACAUUUGGAAAAUAGACUUUUGCACUGAAGACUUGAGACGUGCAAUGUUUACUGCAUUUUGUAAAGGUCAUUUAAUUUCUGACUACACUGGUUUGAACAGCCGUAUGGUUGAAAGGAGAAACUGGGUCACACUCCCGAAAGUCACCUUUUCCUUCCCCGCUUUUUCCUAUGCUGCUACUGUUCUUUCUCCCACCUUUGCUGGCUCUACAUGUCUCCAUAGGAUUGGAUGGAUGUUCAGCUGUUUAAACAGACCCUGCCCAUGACUCUAGUAUAAAUUCUUGUGCUUGUGAACUGAUGGGGGCAUUGCUUGCUUUUCUUGAGAGGCAGAAAAUUCACAAAAUAUAUACAGCUCUCACGUGCCUAAAUGGAAAAUAAAUAAAUAGGAUGGGAAAGGUUUAAAAUGGUGUGAACGCUUGAGAUUUUUGAAAUAGAAAUAUGUUGAACAAUUUUUUAAAAUUCUGUUGCAGUUUUUUUAAGCCUGUUCAAAUUGAGUAACUGGUAUGGAUGCCUUAGUUUGUGUGAUUGUAUUUGUAAUGGAAAUUGGAAACAAGUACCUUUAUUGAACAUAUUCUACUAUGUCAGUACAAAAAAAAUGACUAGAUUUUUAACAUCUUCCCCUUUAAGCUAUUACAGUGUUGUGUUUAGAAUGUAAAUUGUUUAUUUCAAUCUGGACAAAAACCUGUGUGUAUUCAAAAAAAUCUGUUGGUAUUCGUAUGCUAGAACCAGUCUACCAAAUAGCAAUGUCACUUUCUUAUGACAUUUACCACUGUGUGAUCACGAUAUAAUGUGAAAGACUCCAAGGAGUGUGAAGAUUGAUCAUGUUAGUGUCAUAUCACUAAGUUUAACGCUGCUGUAUUUUGUUUCUAGAAGCCAAGAUGUACUAAAUUGCUUCCAGGUAAUAUUUGAUUUCUGAAGUGCACUGAGUUUAUCUGGAAGAAAACCUUUGACUGUUGAAAUCAACACUGAACUACCACCAUUUGUGUACCCAUAGGUAUUGCAACUCAUAGCAGAAAUGUAGAUUAUACUUGCUUUUGUUUUUCUAUUACAGCAGAUGGAAGCCAGAUAAAACAUUUUCAAUUAAUUCUAAUUGUUAAAAAAGAAACUUGAAGAAACUUGAUUUACUACAUUUCUUCAUAGAUAGCAUUUAUAUUUAUAGCACCAAUAUAUUUUGGAAGUGAGGGGACAAAGGGAUAGAUGAGAGCUUUAAUUUAAAAAGAAAAUUACCAUAGGAAAUUAUUUUGGUUAAAAAUGUGCUGGAUAUGUUGGACCAUAAUAAAAUGAAAUAACUGCUUCUGAGUCUAGCAAGGGUGUCAGAGCACCAGUGGACCUGCAUUCUCAAUUAUCUGCCAGUUUUCUUUAUGGGACUUAUUUUAUGAUUUAAGAUACUGUACUGUAAAUAGGAGGCAUGUUGCCUUCUCUUUCUUUGUAUGUUUACCAUAUACUUUGAUAUUUGAAAUGUUAUGUACUGGAAAGGUCACUUAUAUUUCUAGAACAGAUUGGAUUUUAUGCAGCAUUUUUCCUUGGAUUAACAGCAAUAAAAAGAGAAAAAGCAUC
Pogona vitticeps (central bearded dragon) is the source of this 4820-nucleotide messenger RNA. The record is from RefSeq and is a predicted model, not a curated record. NCBI's taxonomy places the organism in Eukaryota, Metazoa, Chordata, Lepidosauria, Squamata, Agamidae.